CCCAAGUUGGAGCGGGCGUGCAAAGCCAUGCAGUGACCAGCGCUAAGACCUGUUGGUAGCCAUGUCGGAGCCCCACAGGAUCCAGUUCACGUCGCUCCCUGGUCCUCUGAAUCCUGCCUUUCUGAAGAAAUCCCGGAAGGAGGAUGUGGGGGGUGCAGAGCAGCCCCAGGACUCAGAGCCGGCAGCUGCUGCUGUUCGGAUCACCCUCACCCUCUUUGAGCCAGACCACAAGCGCUGCCCCGAGUUCUUCUACCCGGAGCUGGUAAAGAACCUCCGAGGGAAAGUGAGGGGCCUCCCGUCUGGAGACAAGAAGAAAGAGCUCUCGGAUCCUUUCAAUGACGAUGAAAAGGAGAGGCACAAAGUGGAGGCCUUUGCCCGGAAAUUUGAAGAAAAAUACGGUGGCAAAAAACGGAGAAAAGACCGUCUGCAGGAUUUGAUUGACAUGGGCUAUGGCUACGACGAGUCUGACUCCUUCAUCGACAACUCAGAGGCGUAUGACGAGCUGGUCCCGGCUUCUCUGACCACCAAGUAUGGUGGGUUUUACAUCAACUCGGGGACUUUGCAGUUUCGACAGGCUUCGGAAUCAGAGGAUGACUUCAUCAAGGAAAAAAAGAAAAAAUCUCCAAAGAAGCGGAAGUUGAAGGAAGGUGGUGAGAAGAUAAAGAAGAAAAAAAAAGACGACACUUAUGACAAGGAGAAGAAAUCAAAAAAGUCCAAGUUUUCCAAAACUGGCUUCACAGCCCUCAAUGCCAGUAAGGAGAAGAAGAAGAAGAAGUACUCAGGGGCGCUGAGCGUGAAGGAGAUGCUGAAGAAGUUCCAGAAGGAGAAAGAGGCACAGAAGAAGAGAGACGAGGAGCACAAGCCCUCGGUGGCAGCAGCGGUACCCCCCACGGAGGCCCCAAGCCUGCGGGACUUGGAAGCCACCACUGACCCUUUGCUCUCGCUCUUCGGCUCCACGUCUGACAAUGACCUGCUGCAGGCAGCCACUGCCAUGGACGCACUGACAGACUUGGACUUGGAGCAGCUGCUCAGCGAGUCUCCAGAGAGAAGCCCCUUCCGGGACACUGAUGACGAGAGUGAUUCCCUCGGGGUGGGGCCAGACCCGGAACUCAGGCCGCCCUCAUCCCUCCCCGAAGGCCUGCCCGCGCCCCUGGAGAAGCGCAUUAAGGAGCUGGCUCAGGCUGCCAGGGCUGCUGAGGGGGAGAGCAGACCGACGUCCAUCGUCCAGGGCAUCAACGGCAUCCUGUUAGACAUAGAGGUGCAGACUCGGGGACUGAGCAGCCAGGUCCGCUCGGGGGUGUACACCCACCUUGCCUCAAUGCUGCCCUGCAGCAAGGAUGCCCUGCUUCGGCGUGCCAGAAGACUCCACCUCCAUGAGCAGGGCGGGCGUCUGAGGGAGCCACUGCAGAAGCUGAAGGAGGCCAUUGGCAGGGCCAUGCCAGAGCAGAUGUCCAAGUACCAGGACGAGUGCCAGGCACACACACAAGCCAAGGUGGCCAAGAUGCUGGGUGAGGAGAAAGACAGAGACCCUCGGGAACGGGUCUGCUCAGACGAGGAUGACGACGAGGAGCGUGGGGGCCGGCGGCUCAUGGGACCCCGCAAGAAGUUCCAGUGGAGUGAUGAGAUCAGGGAGCUGCUGUGCCAGGUGGUGAGGGCAAAGCUGGAGAGCUACGACCCAGAGAGGAGCCACAAGGCCCAGCCCUGGGAGGACUUCGUGAAGGCGUUCCUGGACGCAGAGGUCAAGCCUCUCUGGCCCAAAGGCUGGAUGCAGGCCAGGACUCUGUUCAAGGAGAGCCGGCGUGGUCAUGGGCACCUGACAUCAAUCCUGGCCAAGAAGAAGGUCAUGGCUCCUUCUAAAAUCAAGGUGAAGGAACCGUCUGCCAAGCCAGAUAAGAAGGUGUCCACUCCCAUAGGCCAGAUUAGUGGCCCUUCGGACCCUCUGGGGGCAAGCAUGGGCACCGGGGCUGCCACAAGGGAGCUCUCCCCGCAGGCUUCUGGUAGCCUAGCCAGCACUGGGCCCAUCACCUUGGACGACUCCCUGGAUGAGGACGUCCUCCGCAGCCCAGCCCAAUCCCUGGAAGCUGUGUCUAAGGAGCUGGCUGCGCUUAACAGCCGAGCUGGCGGAAGUGCUGACUUCACGUUGCCUGUGCCUGCCAAGGCGCCUGCGGAAAAGGCCACCGGCAGUGGGUCAUGCACGGAAGAGAAGCGGCACUUUGUGAAGUCUGGCCCUCCCACAACUCCGUCUGCCAGCUCGCUGCAGUCCCCCCUCAACUUCCUGGCAGAGCAGGCCCUGGCACUGGGGCAGCCCUCCCAGGAGAAGAAGGCAGAAGGCUCGGGCUACAAGGAGCUGGCUGGCCAGCCUGCCCUCAGUAAGAGCCUGCCAGAGACGCACACACCUAAAGCCAAGCACCACAGUGGGGCCCGGCCCUCACAUGGGCCUCCAGCAGCGGCACCAGGACCUGGCCCCCCAGCCAAAGUCUUCCACGCAGGUGCACAGCCGCAGAAGAGCAGCUUCACGCCCCCAGCUCCAUUCGUCACCAAGCUCCAAGGCCCCAAGACCUUCUCCUCCCAGUGCUGUCCCCGCCCUCUCCUCCAGCUGGUAAAGACCAUGACCAAAGGCCAGAGCCCCCACUCUGUCCCAGCCUCCCCAUCUACAGGUACACAGGCCUCCGGUGGCGGCAGUGCCCACAAGGGCUCGGCCUCGUCCACUUCCUCCCUGAGCCAUGCAGCCAAGCAGCACGCAGCCAGCUCGGCAGGGCAGCCGCAGUCCUCUUCCUCCUACAAGGGCAGCUCCUAUGCUGGCUCUGGCUCCAAGCACGCGGCCAUGGCCAGCAGCUCCGCCUCCGGGGGUCCACCAGCCCCAAGCUGCUCUUCCUCCGGGAACUUGCUCCCAGGGCUGCAGCCCUCGUCCACGGGGCAGUCCACCAGCCGGCCUGUGCCCAGCUCGGCAGUCAAGAAGCCCACAGUCUCCCAGAAGCUGACCCUGGUAGCACCACCAGGAGGUCCGAAUGGGGACUCGAGCGGAGGCACCCAGGGGGUGGCAAAGCUGCUGACUUCCUCCCUGAAGCCUACCGUGGCCAGCAGUGUGCCGUCAUCCACCUCCUUACCAAAAGGAACCAGUGGGGCUGUGCUGCUGACCAGCACCUCGCCCGUGAGUCUGCUGUCCCCAUCCUACAAGCCCAGCGGCCCCAAGCUGCCUGGGGCCAUGACCUCGCACUCGCUGGGCGUCCUGGGCUCCAUGCCCUUUCCUGUCCACGUGCUCUCUUUCCCUACCGAACCCCCCUCGGCCAAGCCCUCCAAGGAUGCCAUCGUCACCGGCCCCGCCCCCGGGACCUUCCACCACGGCCUCAGCCACAGUCUUCUUGCUGGCUUGCACGCCAGCCCACGCCCUACAGCUCCCCUCCCACAUGCUGCCUUGUCCACCCAUGUCCCACAGAGCCUGCCAGAUGCGUCUCCACUUCACGGGAAAGGGUCCAGCAUAUCCCGGAAAUUGUGACCUCUGCUCAGAAAGGCAUCUGCAUAAGCUGGGCGGGUCUCAGAAGCUGACCAAGUGUGGCGCUCCUUCUGUAGGCUGGCCUCCUGGAACCAUCCAAG
This is a messenger RNA of Echinops telfairi (small Madagascar hedgehog), 3594 nucleotides long. It is a transcript of the gene UBN1, whose product is annotated as ubinuclein 1. The transcript has 18 exons. The record is from RefSeq and is a predicted model, not a curated record. NCBI's taxonomy places the organism in Eukaryota, Metazoa, Chordata, Mammalia, Afrosoricida, Tenrecidae. Bases 62 to 3496 code for a protein of 1144 amino acids. Gene Ontology annotation, cellular component: nucleus.